Messenger RNA from Phalaenopsis equestris, 421 nucleotides. RefSeq lists its product as uncharacterized. The record is from RefSeq and is a predicted model, not a curated record. The coding region runs from base 89 to 421 and encodes 110 amino acids. The transcript has 2 exons. NCBI's taxonomy places the organism in Eukaryota, Viridiplantae, Streptophyta, Magnoliopsida, Asparagales, Orchidaceae.
UAGAAACUUAACCAUCCGAAAUCUGGGGGAUAUCAACUGGUUCGAAGGCAAUCAUCCCAUCGUUGUGUGCUCCGUGGUAACCCUAGAGAUGCUGAAAGCCACUACUCGGUAUCAUUUCAGGCCCUACUAUCUGGCUUUCUUCUUCAUCUGCCUGCCAACUCCCAGCUCCGCCGAUGAGUUCGCAGUUGCUUCCCAUCCUUCUCUUGUCCGUCUAUCCCCCGGCCGGCCGGUGGAGAACUCUCCCGGCACCCGCACCGGUGCGGUCGUCACCUGCAAUCGCGUCCACUUCCGCGGUUUCUCUAGGGUCCAUGCGCUUGAUAAGUUCUUCCACGCCCUUAAGGUUACCGCUUCCGUGUCUCAAGGCGAUGGUCUCUUCCGCAUGCAGACGGUCGAACUCUGCUUCCAUCGGUAUGUUUCUUAA